Symbiodinium natans is the source of this 684-nucleotide messenger RNA. Lineage: Eukaryota; Dinophyceae; Suessiales; Symbiodiniaceae. The record is from the annotation of a GenBank genome assembly.
AUGGCCUUGGGAACACGCGCCUUCCUUGGGCGGCCCGGUCUAAGACGAUUGUUAUCCGAGACACACUGGCCGGAUGGUACACCGAAGCGCUUCAGAGGGAAGGACGCCUGGAAGAAUUGGAUCAAUUGGGAUGCGCCUUUCCAGGGCCUUUCAGACGAACUGAAUCGGCAGCGGCGAUUUUUCUGGGAGGUCGAUGAAAAGGGUGCCCUGUGGCGCUUGGAAAUUGACCAGCCGGGGCAGAGAUUUGGGCAGAUGCGCCACGCAAAGGUCGUGGACGACUUCUUCGCGCACCUCCAGCAGAACAGGACAGGGCAUUUCGAAGAUGAGUUCCCCUUCGUCUCCCUGAAGACUCAUGAGAGCUACUACGUUCGCUGGGCGGUGGCGAGGCGCCGCCUGCGUCGCGAGGCGCCUGUGGUCUUCAACGACCUGCAAGAGGAUCAGCUGGUCCAUCUUGUUGCCGGGAGCGGCUUGGUUCCAUCCCUGACGACGCCGUUUGAGGCUUCGGCAUUGAGGCUGUCAAGCGACGGCCGCCUUCUGCACCCGGUGACGACGCUCCGUCGCGUCGAGGAGUCUGCAGGAGGCUCUGUGACACGAGUUCGCGAAAGCUACUUAGCCAGCUUGGACGUGGUCACCUCACAGCGCCUCUUGGAUUGCUGCGAAGAGGCGCCCGACCUCCGCUCCUGA